This is a messenger RNA of Ochlerotatus camptorhynchus, 4479 nucleotides long. Its product is annotated as zinc finger protein 836-like. The record is from RefSeq and is a predicted model, not a curated record. Gene Ontology annotation, biological process: regulation of DNA-templated transcription. NCBI's taxonomy places the organism in Eukaryota, Metazoa, Arthropoda, Insecta, Diptera, Culicidae. The transcript has 4 exons. Bases 513 to 4316 code for a protein of 1267 amino acids. Gene Ontology annotation, molecular function: DNA-binding transcription factor activity, RNA polymerase II-specific; RNA polymerase II cis-regulatory region sequence-specific DNA binding.
CACCACUCCGCAAAAGUAUCAUGAUCGUCCACUUUUCUCUCGCCGCGUACGGUUCGGUGUAGUGUUGGUUGUCAGUUUCGUGCAAGCAGAAUUUUUUUCGUGGUUAUGUUCAUCUAAAUAGAGGAAAUUUCGACCCGACUUCCCGUGCAGCAUAAAGUUGAUUAGAGCCUGCAUCCGAAGUGAUAAUUUUUACGGGCGUAGAAAAGCGAAAGUGGACCAUUUUGGGCGCAUCGGCGAUUCGGCCAAAAACGUGGUGAUGUAACGUAGUGUGUGCUGCCCGUGAUACGUUCUUGGAGAGUGCAAAGAAAAAGAAGUUUCGGAGAUCAAAAAUUUCCUUCACUUGAUAUUACACAGAGGUACGUUCGAGGUGGUUUCUCUCGGGCACCUUAGGAAUAUCGUUCGCUGCCGCUGCUGGUGGAAUUUUUUCCCCCUUCUAGAAGCCAUUGCCGUUCGAUUGCUUCUAUGGCGCAGUAAACUCGACGUGGUGAUUUUGCAAUUUUUCGGAAUUUGACAUGGAUUCAGCAGCAUUCACGAUCUGGGACCCAUCCCAGCCGAAUGCCAAGAUGAAGAUUAUUAACAUACCCGGGCAGGGCCCGGCACAGUUAAUCGAAACAGUUUCCAACAUUGGCGGAGCGUCUACAUCCGGCCAAGCGGAGCAAAUUAUACUGCAAACCCACGACGGGCAAGAAUUCCUGGUGGAUGAAAAUGAGAUCGGUCGGAUAGAUCAGAUUCCGCCGGAAAAUCUGAUCUACAUGGCCGCCGACGAUGGUUCUCUUAUUCAAGGCGAAGUGGUACACGUUCAGUCGGAUGAUAUCCAUCAGGAAGUGAUACAGCAGGAUCAAGAAUACAUGGAAUGUGAAGUGACGGAGGAAGUCAUCACCGAUGACUGGGUGCAGACAGACGGUCAGGAGUGUGUACAGGUCACCGUCGAUCAGCUGGGAGCUACAGCCGUGGUAGGGUCAGCGGAGGAUGACCUGGCGGUACCACUUCCGACGGAUCAGGAUGAAUAUACGACAUCCCGCCCGUAUCCGUGUGACUUCUGCCGGCGCAGGUUUAGGAAGAAAGCCAAUUUAAUGAACCACAUAAUAGCACAUUCGAACGAUAGGCCACACGUGUGCAACCUGUGUGGAGCACAGUAUACGAGGCGAAGCGACCUGCUGAAUCAUUUGAAACUGCACGCCUACGUGCCGGAUGACCACGAGGAAUCACUGAGAAAUGAUCCGGAUGAAUAUGAAUACGACUUGUCGGGAUCUCCUUCACCCGACCUGAAACGACGAUCGUUCUCCGAAGACGAAGAUGACCUUUUGAUUCCGGUUCCGACGCAAUUCAUGGCUCCUCCACCAGCACCGCUACCGCGAGUUCCGAAGAAGCCGCGGGCAAAACCCAGUGGAAGUUCUGCAAGAUCCGGCAAAAAAUCAUCCACCUCAACGAGUCGAUCUCGGCAGUCCCAGGCCCAGCGACAUCAGGAAACCAAAUUCAAUCCUUCGGUGGAACCUUUCGUCAACCUGCCGCCUCGCUUUCCGGUGAUCGACGAUCGAAAGCCGUUCGUUUGUCAAAAGUGCGGCGUCUCGUUCGCCCGGGAGAAAGCACUUGCCUCGCACGCCCGCAUCCAUGGAGGAGAUUCUCCGUUUGACUGCGAAACGUGCGGCCAUCGAUUCUGGGACCGAGUGAUGCUGCAGGAACAUAUAAGGCAACGACAUGCAGCCAAUUUGGUCGCUGCCCCAUUGGAGGAAGCCGGUAUCCCUAGUGUAAUGACCAUCACUCGGGAUGAAGCUGAUCAGGGGAGUUCCAAUGAGGAAGAAGUCGAAGGCCAAUACUACUGCGACAGCUGCGGGACAAUGUUUCAGCGACGGGAACUACUGAAACGGCACAUCAAGCAAGUUCAUGCCGUUCGGGAGCAAAAGUAUGAACCGAUUAGUCAGAUUGUCCGCCAACGACAGCAGCAUCAAAAGCAGAGAUUGGAAGAGGAUGACAACGAAGAAGAAGAAGAUACGGAAAACCAGUACGAAGAAGAAACUGAAUCGCAACAGCCGCUGUCUUGCAACGUGUGUGGAGAUACAUUUGUGGAAGCACUGGAUCUGCUGGCUCAUGCGGAAGUCCACGCACGGUUCGAACCGUACAAGUGUCAACUUUGCCGGGAAACUUUUCUGGACGAAAAUGCUAUCAAGGAACACGUCCAAAAACAGCACAGCCAGGAACUGACCGAUACUUCGUGCGUGGUUUGUGGAAAACUUUGCAAGAACCAUGCAGCUCUGCUGAAACAUGCCUGGGAGCAUUCGCGCGAGCGGACCAAGCUGUUUGGGUCACAUUGUUGUUCGAAAUGUGGCAAAACGUUCCACAACAAGGCCCGCCUCAAACGGCACAUGGUUUCCCAUCGAAACAAAUCGGUCCGUUGCGAAAUUUGCCAGGAAGAAUUCCCCGAUGGACGCAGCCUGAUGAACCACCGGCAUUCGCACACCAAAACCCGGCAAUUUCCUUGCCACGAGUGUGGAAAAACUUUCGGUUCGCGAUCUUCACAGCAAAUUCACCUGAGGAUUCACUCCGGAGAACGGCCCUACGGAUGCCGCUUCUGCUGGAAGGCCUUCGCCGAUGGAGGAACCCUGCGCAAACACGAACGUGUUCACACCGGAGAAAAACCCUACGGUUGUUCCGUGUGUCCCCGUGCCUUCAACCAGCGAGUGGUGCUGAGAGAGCACAUUCGAUCGCACCACUCUGCAUCGGAUGCUAAACGGGGCACCGCUACGCAGCCGUAUUUCUGUUCCGUUUGCACGCAACUGUUCGAAACGUCGAUGGAACUGAUACAGCAUUUGAUCCAGCACAGUGAUAUGAAUACGGCGAUGAAGCGGCAACCGCCAACCUUCCCGAGGAAAUACAAACGAAGAAGGAAGCUCAAAACCGAUGACACGGAGCAGGUGAAAUACGGCAGCAAAGGCAAGAAGAAGGAAACCAAUGUAACCUACGAAGAAACCGAACAGGGAGCUAUGGAUGAUGAAGAUUUGCUGAAAAAUCCGGCUGAAAUACUACUGGAGUACGGUGCUGGCACCUCGAACAAAAAGCUGAUUGCAUCCCCCAAAUACAUCAACUCGUACGAUCUACUGGCUUCAACAUCCGCAGAACAUAACAAACCAUCGACCGUAGACGAUAAUGGCAUCAAUUUGCUUAGCAACAUCGUAGUGGUCACCAACCCUGGCACCAGCACCGAUAGAACAUUCAAAUUUAUAAAAACGGAAUCUCCCAAAGGACGCGGAGGGAAACAAACAACGCCACCGGCUGGAACAUCCGGUAAUCAUCCUCCUGGGUCAUCCACAUCCGGAUCGCGCCCCCGAAUGAUCCACACCCAAAAAACACGAGUAGCAGUCAACGACGGAAAGCGUAAAACGAAAACCGUCAUCACCAAAGACAUCAAGAGCCACCCGGAAGGUGCGUCCACUCCGUACUCCACCUUGGAAUUCAAACGCUCCAAAAACCGCACCGUUCCGACGUACCGGGAAAUCCCGUCAGACAAAAUAUCCUCGGAAAGUUUCCCCCUGCUGGACGACGGUCGGGAAGACGACGGCGACGGGGACGAUCAAUCCGACUCCAACCAAGACGCUCUGGAAGCGUUAUCCAGUUGCAACAGCCAACGCCACAAGCAAGAAGUGCCCAACUACGAAGAUCUCCUGAACCAGAACCUCCUGAUGGAAAUCUCCCGCAAGGAUAAAUACAUCGACAAAUACAACAGCGACAUCGUGAACGACCUGGAGGAAAUCCUUCGUUCCCCCAUCAAAAACUCCAACAACAAUGUGCCACCAGCGGUCAUCAUGGCCACACCGAAAGCUAGUCACUACAGCAACAACAACAGCCAAGACGAACAGUACGACGAGGAUGAUUCUACGUUCACCGCCGACGAACCGGAGGAAAAACCACGGAAAGCCUCCCGCAAACAGCAGCUGAAGAAAAUCAGCAAAGAAUCCGCACAGCAAUCGCUCACAUCAGCCCUCCGCAGUCAGCGGCUAACCCGACGCCAGCUGGAACGGGAAGUCAAUUUCCUACGGGAAGCCUACACCCCGGACCCGACGAACUCAGCUAUGCGGAUCAAGCAGGAAAAAGGGAGCCCGGAUAAGCUUUCCGCCAUGCUGCUGAACGACAUUCAAAGUUCUUCUUCCUCUUCGGCUUCCAUGGCUUUGAUCAACCCGAAACAGGAACCGAUGUCGGAUGCUCAGGCUGAGGAACCACCGGCACCUCCUGCUCCAGUACACAUAUUUCAGUGCGAAAUGUGUUCGGCCGUAUUCAACGAACGCUCUCAGCUCUUGCUGCAUGUACCGGUUCACAUCUGAUAAAAACAAAUCGCCGAAUUUCAGGACAAGAUAACCAAUCAUUUGUUUCACUUUCCCGAACGUUGUUCAGGAUAAAUGUACCCUUAAGUUUGGAAAGUGAUUGUAAAAAAAUAAAGUUACAACGUUGAUUGAAAAAUGGUUGAAGAUGUUAAUUUUGAAAUUA